Dufourea novaeangliae is the source of this 2226-nucleotide messenger RNA. Its product is annotated as laccase-5-like. The coding region runs from base 1 to 2226 and encodes 741 amino acids. Gene Ontology annotation, cellular component: plasma membrane. Gene Ontology annotation, biological process: iron ion transport. NCBI's taxonomy places the organism in Eukaryota, Metazoa, Arthropoda, Insecta, Hymenoptera, Halictidae. Gene Ontology annotation, molecular function: oxidoreductase activity; copper ion binding. The transcript is spliced from 10 exons. The record is from RefSeq and is a predicted model, not a curated record.
AUGAGGCUUUACAGUGGCCACACGGUACUCGUCCUCGGGACGAUACUCUCAUGCACGGGGAUCACGAGCGGCAUACGCGUCACGCAGACCGCAAGUAGGAAGAACGACGCAGCCAUCGAUCAGACACCAGCCUCUUCCUUCUGGACGCCCACCAUCAAGACAGGCAACAUCUUCACGGACGACACCUCGAACUUCUUCCCGUCCAGCCACGGCCUUGUGCAAACACAUCCGUCAGCCGGCGUGUUCCGUAGCGGUUUCGGUGGGAUUGACAACUUAGGCAGCCGAGGGGUGACUGUCAGACCGCCUCGAACGAGACCCCUCGACUACAGCGAACGAGCCACCGCUGAAUUACGUCGUAAUCCCGCGCUUUCUUCGCCGGAUGAAUGUGCCAGAGCAUGCCGCGAAAAUGAGCCACCUAGGAUAUGCUACUACCACUUCACCCUCGAAUAUUAUACCGUGCUGGGAGCUGCGUGUCAGACCUGCACGCCCAAUGCAACCAAUGUAGUCUGGAGCGAUUGUCAGUGCGUUCUGGCAGACGGUGUCGAGAGAAGCAUUCUGUCGGCGAACAGAAUGGUACCUGGUCCAAGCAUCCAAGUUUGCCAGGGCGACAAGGUCGUGGUCGACGUAGAGAAUCACAUCGAAGGAAUGGAAAUUACCAUUCACUGGCACGGAGUGUGGCAGAGGGGAACUCAAUAUUACGACGGUGUACCAUUUGUGACGCAAUGUCCCAUUCAAGAGGGUAACACCUUUAGGUAUCAAUGGAUGGCUGGCAACGAGGGUACGCAUUUCUGGCACGCCCAUACUGGCUUGCAGAAAAUAGACGGUCUUUAUGGAAGCAUCGUUAUACGUCAACCACCGAGCAAGGACGCUAACAGUCACCUGUACGACUACGAUCUGACUACUCACGUUAUUCUGCUCAGCGAUUGGUUCCACGAGACUGCGGCCGAACGUUUCCCUGGUCGUCUCGCUGUUAACACCGGUCAGGCACCUGAAAGCGUCUUGAUCAACGGAAAAGGACAAUUCAGGGAUCCCAACACCGGUUUCAUGACGAACACACCGCUGGAGGUCUUCACCAUAACUCCAGGUCGUCGUUAUCGUUUCCGAAUGAUCAAUUCCUUCGGAUCGGUCUGUCCGGCACAGAUCACGAUCGAAGGUCACUCCAUCACAGUGGUAGCGACCGACGGCGAGGCGGUGCAACCGGUCAACGUGGACACCGUCAUCUCGUUCUCCGGUGAACGAUACGACUUCGUUGUAAAUGCGGAUCAGCCGGUCGGCGCGUACUGGAUUCAAGUACGCGCGCUCGGCGAGUGCGGUAUUCCCCGGGCCCAACAGCUCGCUAUAUUGCGUUACGCGCGUGGACCGUACCAGCCGACCUCCACGGCACCGACCUACGAUUUCGGUCUUCCACAGGGCGUUGUGCUGAACCCUCUCGAUGCCAUAUGCAGUCGUCCGCGUGAGGACGCGAUCUGUGUGAACCAGCUGAAGAAUGCCCGCCAGAUCGACCAAGGAAUUCUCCAGCAGCGUCCAGAUGUGAAAAUAUUCUUGCCAUUCCGUUUCCUCUUCUACAGGCCAGAAGAAGUCUUUCAGCCGCAGACGUAUAAUCGAUUCUUGGUCGCGCCGACCGGAGAUCACGUAAUUUCUCUCGUCGACGAAAUCUCGUUCACGUUUCCGCCGGCGCCUCCGCUUUCGCAAAUCGACGACGUCGUGCCUGAACAGUUCUGUAACGGGGACAACAGGCCAUCCGAUUGCGGCGCGAACUGCAUGUGCACCCAUAAGAUCGACAUCCCGAACAACGCAGUCGUCGAGGUGGUCCUCGUCGACGAAGUCCAACAACCGAAUCUGUCGCAUCCCUUCCAUUUGCACGGGUACGCGUUCAACGUGAUCGGUAUGGGCCGUUCGCCCGACAGGAACGUGAAGAAGAUUAAUCUGAAGCACGCGUUAGAUCUCGACAAGCGAGGUCUCCUCAAUCGACAGUUCAAUUUGCCACCUGCCAAGGACACUAUCGCCGUUCCAAACAACGGUUACGUAAUUUUCCGAUUCCGCGCGGACAACCCCGGAUACUGGCUGUUCCACUGUCAUUUCCUCUUCCACAUACUGAUCGGCAUGAAUCUGAUCCUUCACGUGGGAACGCACGCGGAUCUGCCGCCGGUGCCACCGAACUUCCCGAGAUGCGGCGAUCAUUUACCACCGAUAACACCGCCGUCGCUGCUGGACUCGUUUCACUGA